Erinaceus europaeus (western European hedgehog) is the source of this 645-nucleotide messenger RNA. It is a transcript of the gene MAGOH, whose product is annotated as mago homolog, exon junction complex subunit. Gene Ontology annotation, biological process: RNA splicing. The transcript has 5 exons. The record is from RefSeq and is a predicted model, not a curated record. Lineage: Eukaryota; Metazoa; Chordata; Mammalia; Eulipotyphla; Erinaceidae. Bases 72 to 512 code for a protein of 146 amino acids. Gene Ontology annotation, cellular component: exon-exon junction complex; catalytic step 2 spliceosome; nucleus.
CCGGGGUGGGGGGGGAUACAGUGGUGGUGUGCUUGCCUUUGAGUUCUGUCUCGGCGAUCUUCCCGGGAGCCAUGGAGAGUGAUUUCUAUUUGCGCUACUAUGUGGGUCACAAGGGAAAAUUCGGCCACGAGUUCCUGGAAUUUGAGUUCCGGCCCGAUGGGAAAUUGAGGUAUGCCAACAACAGCAAUUAUAAGAAUGAUGUCAUGAUCAGAAAAGAGGCUUAUGUACAUAAAAGUGUGAUGGAGGAGCUGAAGAGAAUAAUUGACGACAGUGAAAUUACCAAAGAGGAUGAUGCUUUGUGGCCACCUCCUGAUCGAGUAGGCCGGCAAGAGCUUGAAAUUGUCAUUGGAGAUGAACAUAUCUCUUUCACAACAUCAAAAAUUGGUUCCCUUAUUGAUGUCAACCAGUCCAAGGAUCCAGAAGGCUUGCGAGUAUUUUAUUAUCUUGUCCAGGACCUGAAGUGUUUGGUCUUUAGUCUUAUUGGAUUACACUUCAAGAUUAAGCCAAUCUAACUUGAUACUGAUAUGGACAUGAGGGGGGUGGGGAUAACUGUUUUGCAUUACCAUUCAUUACUAGGACAUUUUUGUGUAUAUCAGGGCAGUAUUUUUUAUAAACUGAUUAUCUAAUAAAUGUGACAAAAAUGAA